Molecule: messenger RNA, 1617 nt
Organism: Colletotrichum graminicola M1.001
Lineage: Eukaryota; Fungi; Ascomycota; Sordariomycetes; Glomerellales; Glomerellaceae
Product: cytochrome P450
Exons: 2
Coding region: 1-1617 (538 amino acids)
Molecular function (GO): heme binding; oxidoreductase activity, acting on paired donors, with incorporation or reduction of molecular oxygen; iron ion binding
Source: RefSeq, a predicted model, not a curated record
AUGCAGCUCGUCUCAUUGAUGUGGCAUCCCGGUCUGUUGGCUGUCGCUGCCGGUGCCGCGGCAGUAGUAGCCGUCGUUUACUUCCUUACGGCUUGGGCUCUCUCCACUAGAAGGCCAAGAGACUUCCCACCAGGCCCCCCGCCCGUCAUGAUCAUGGGUAACGCGCUACAGCUUCCGACAGAGAAGGCCUUCCUCGGGUUUCGGGAGUGGGAAAAGACGUACGGCAAUAUCAUGGGCUUCAAGGUCGGGGCGAACAACUACGUUGUCAUUUCAGACGCGGAACACGUACGGGAACUUUUCGAGAAACGAGGCGCCCUGUACUCGGACCGCCAGCAGCCGUACAUCACCGCCAAGCUCGUCAACCCAGAGAGCCUCCUGUUCAUGAACAACGACCACAGAAUCAAGAAGAUGCGGACUGGUUUGCGCCAUUUGUUCAAACCCGUUGAUCUGCGGCGCAUCCUCACGGUGCAGGCGGCGCAGGCGGCACUUUUAAUGAGAGAUAUCCUUAACGACCCAGAGAACUUACAGAGUCACCUGCGUGGCUGGGCCCUGGCCACGCCCCGUUCCAUCAUCGGCGGACAGGGAGUAGCUGAGAGUGGAGUAGGCUCAACGGAGUACUACUUCGAGGUGCAGGAAACCUGGGUCAAGUUCCUCACGCCCGCCCGAGCACCUCCUGUUGAUAUCUUCCCCGCCAUGAAGUAUAUUCCCACUUUUCUUGCAAGCUGGAAGCGAGAGGCAGCUACUCUUCACUCAGCCACGAUGAAAAUUAUGUACCACAUGCUUGAUGGUGCUAAGAUCCAGCAUGCAAAAAUCAUUCAGGGGACGAAGAGCACCGAGAACAUGUCCCUCAUGGUGCAGCUUCUCGGGGAAGAGUCCAAGGACUUGGAAUUCCGAGACAAUGAGAUUGCUUCGUUAUGUUCUACAGCGGUAGAUGGUGCCGUCGAUACCGUCUUUUCUACAGUCGGGAUCAUGAUUCUGGUCAUGGGAGCAUACCCCGAAGCGCAGAAGCGAGUACAGGCCGAGGUUGAUUCCAUUUGGCAAGGUGAAGCACCUGAGCCUGACGGUCUCCACAAAGCCAAGUAUUUGAGCGCUUGCCUGACGGAGGUAAUGCGCUGGCGCCCGGUCACCCCUUUAGGGUUCCCGAGGGUGCUUGCUCGAGAUGACACCUACUGUGGCUUCAAAUUUCCCAAAGGUACCAGCUUCAUACUAAACGCGUGGUCCAUCCACAUGGACGACGAAUGGUACGACAAGCCCGAAGAGUUCAGACCCGAGCGAUACUUGGAAAACGAGUGGGGCGUCAAGCCUUUGAUGCGGGACGCCGCCGAGGCGCAGAACCGCCACCCGACCUACGGCUUUGGUGCUGGCCGGCGCAUGUGUCCCGGUUCCAACUAUGCGGAGAACCAAAUCAUGAUUACCAUAGCGAAGCUCAUGUGGGAGUUUGAUGUAGUCGCCAAGGGGAACUUGGAUACCAGCAUCGAGACUGGGUAUCACGAUGGGCUGAUACUGGGGACUGCGCCCUUCAAGGUGGAUAUCGUGCCCAGAAGCGAGGAUAGGAAGAGAGCCAUUUUGGAGGAUAGCUCGAGGGCCGAAAAGGUGGUUGCUGCUUGGACCAGCUAG